Sesamum indicum (sesame) is the source of this 1464-nucleotide messenger RNA. Its product is annotated as patatin-like protein 3. NCBI's taxonomy places the organism in Eukaryota, Viridiplantae, Streptophyta, Magnoliopsida, Lamiales, Pedaliaceae. Gene Ontology annotation, biological process: lipid metabolic process. Gene Ontology annotation, molecular function: glycerophospholipase activity; monoacylglycerol lipase activity. The record is from RefSeq and is a predicted model, not a curated record.
ACUGAGUCGGCAUUCACCUUUCUGGGUCGUCAGAAAUCUCAUCAAUUCUUGCAAAGUAUCAUCAUACUGUAGAGGUGAAAUGGAGAAAAGGGCUCUGUUUCUUGCUCUGAAUUUGCUUACAGCUCUCCAGUUCCUACUAUUUCCAGCACUUUCUAAUGCUCAAACCAAGGGAAGAAUGGUGACGGUGUUGAGUAUUGAUGGAGGUGGCAUAAGAGGGAUAAUCCCCGGCACGAUUCUAGCCCACCUUGAGUCCAAACUCCAGGAACUAGACGGCCCGAAUGCAAGAAUUGCAGAUUACUUUGAUGUGAUAGCAGGAACAAGCACAGGCGGUCUGAUUACCGCUAUGCUCUCUGCUCCUGGUAAAGAUAAUCGUCCUGUUUUUGCUGCAAGUAACAUUACUAACUUCUACUUGGAGCACUGCCCCAAUAUCUUCCCAGAGAGCAGACGAAACAACUUUGUGGGCACGAUUACGAAUUUGGUUGCCGGGCCAAAGUAUGACGGGAAGUACCUGAAAUCACUGGUUCAGGAGCUAUUAGGCAGUGUGAAAGUGAGCCAGACUUUGACAAAUGUGGUGAUUCCAACGUUUGAUCUCAAGCGGCUUCAACCUAUUAUCUUCACAACCAAAGAUGGAAAGGCAAAUGUUUCCAAGAAUGCUCUGCUAUCAGAUGUCUGCCUGGGCACCUCUGCUGCUCCAACUUAUCUCCCACCUCACUACUUUGAAACUCAAGAUUCGGAUGGGAAAAGGCGAUCUUUUGAUCUUGUUGAUGGAGGGGUUGCCGCCAACAAUCCUACUCUAAUGGCCAUAACACACAUUUCCAAAGAAAUACUGCUGGGCAAAUUUGAACUAGUCGACAUGCAACCGAUGGACAGCAACAGGAUGCUGGUGCUGUCGUUGGGCACCGGCUUAGCCCAACUGGAAGAGAAAUAUAACGCGGGGGACGCUGCCAAAUGGGGCUUGCUCGGCUGGGUAUACAACAACGGAGCCACACCGUUGCUCGAUAUUUAUGGGGAUGCUAGCUCCGACAUGGUCGAUAUUCAUGUCUCCACCCUUUUCCAGUCCCUCCGCAACGAACAAAACUACCUUCGUAUUCAGGAGGACAGGUUGGCUGGGGAUGCAUCAUCUCUUGAUAUUUCAACUAUCAAGAAUAUGCAGACGCUUGUGCAGAUAGGGGAGAGCCUGCUGAAGAAGCCGGUUUCGAGGGUGAACCUGGAGACGGGCAGGCCGGAGCCAGUUCACGGAGAGGGAACCAAUGAACAAGCUCUGGCCCGGUUUGCCAAGCUUCUCUCUGAUGAAAGGAAACUCCGGUCGCCGGCCUACCACCUUUGCCCCCUGGUGUCCAACUUAGGUGUGGAUAGAUACGAGCACAACAUGAUGACUUAGAUACAGGAUACUAUGUUUAUCUACAAAAUUGUUGGUGGUUGUUUUCUUUAUCAAAUAUAUAAAGAAGCAUUUGAAAUAUAUGA